Molecule: messenger RNA, 2466 nt
Organism: Tinamus guttatus (white-throated tinamou)
Lineage: Eukaryota; Metazoa; Chordata; Aves; Tinamiformes; Tinamidae
Source: RefSeq, a predicted model, not a curated record
AUGAAGGCUGGGACCAUGCUCUGCCUCCCCACCUCGCCCGCUCUGCGGGCGCCUGGGCACCAGCCCCGCGCAGCCGAGGGCUCCCACGGCGCCUCUCGCCCUGCCUUGCAGAGCAAGCUCGUCAAGUACUUCAGCCGGCAGCUCUCGUGCAAGAGGAAGGUGGCCCUGCAGGAGCGCAACGCCAAGCUGGAGGGCUUCCCGCAGCUCCUGCACUGGUUCCGCAUCGUCGACAUCCGCAAGGAGGUGAUGGAGGAAAUCGCGCCGGGGCAGCUGAGCCUGGAGGAGCUGCUGGAGAUGACGGACGACCAGGUCUGCGCCACCGUGGAGAAGUUCGGGGCCAACAGUGAGGAGUGUGCGCGGCUCAACGCCUCCCUCUCCUGCCUCCGCAGCGUGCACAAGUCGGGGGGCAGCCUCUCCCACAAGCUCAUCCACCUGCUGCCCGGCUUCACGGCGCUGCACCGCAGCAAGUCGCAUGAGUUCCAGCUGGGGCACCGCGUGGACGAGGCGCACACCCCCAAAGUAAAGAAAAAGAACAAGCCCUUGAACCUCAAGAUCCACAACAGUGUGGGAAGCUGCGAGAACAUCCCCUCACAGCGCUCUCCGCUGCUCCCGGAGCGCUCCCUGCGGUCCUUCUUCGUGGGAUACCCGCCCUUCCUGCCCUCCACGCCGCCUGUCCACACUGAAGCCACCUUUUCUGCAAACACACUGUCAGUGCCUCGCUGGUCCCCGCAGAUCCCCCGCCGCGACCUCGGAAACUCCAUCAAACACAGGUUCUCUACCAAGUACUGGAUGUCGCAGACCUGCACUGUGUGCGGCAAGGGCAUGCUCUUCGGUCUGAAGUGCAAAAAUUGCAAGCUCAAGUGCCACAACAAAUGCACCAAAGAGGCCCCCCCGUGUCACCUGCUCAUCAUCCACCGUGGAGGGAGACGAGCCGGGCGGUGCGAGGCAGAUUUGCAUCCCAAACCGCUUCCACCCACCCUCCCCCUGCCACCUUUCCUUUGCAGAUUCCCCACAGCUCGGGCGAGGUUAGUCCGGACCGAAUCCGUGCCCUGCGACAUCAACAACCCCCUGCGCAAGCCGCCCAGGUACUCGGACCUGCACGUGAGCCAGACGCUGCCCAAGACCAACAAAAUCAACAAGGACCACAUCCCGGUGCCCUACCAGCCAGAUUCCAGCAGCAACCCCUCCUCCACGACCUCUUCCACGCCGUCCUCGCCUGCGCCACCGCUGCCGCCCAGCGCGACGCCGCCGUCCCCGCUCCACCCCUCGCCUCAGUGCACGCGGCAGCAGAAGCAGUUCAACUUGCCAGCUUCCCAUUACUACAAGUACAAGCAGCAGUUCAUUUUCCCUGACGUGGUGCCUGAGACGCCAACGCGAGCCCCGCAGGUGGUCCUCCAUCCUGUCAACUCCAACCCCAUCCUGGAAGGAAAUCCAUUACUUCAAAUUGAAGUGGAGCCAACGUCGGAGAAUGAGGAGGGCAAUGAGGAGGCCCAGGAGUCGGAGGACGACUUUGAAGAGAUGAACCUCUCCCUCCUCUCGGCUCGCAACUUCCCCCGCAAGGCCAGCCAAACCAGCAUCUUCCUCCAGGAGUGGGAUAUCCCCUUCGAGCAGCUGGAGAUUGGGGAGCUCAUCGGCAAGGGCCGCUUUGGGCAGGUGUUCCAUGGACGCUGGCACGGCGAGGUGGCCAUCCGACUCAUUGACAUCGAGCGGGACAACGAGGACCAGCUGAAGGCCUUCAAGAGGGAGGUGAUGGCCUACCGGCAGACCCGCCACGAGAACGUGGUGCUCUUCAUGGGAGCCUGCAUGAGCCCUCCUCACCUCGCCAUCAUCACCAGCCUGUGUAAAGGACGGACUCUCUACUCGGUGGUGAGAGAUGCCAAAAUGGUCCUGGACGUCAACAAGACGAGGCAGAUAGCUCAGGAGAUCGUCAAGGGAAUGGGUUACCUGCAUGCCAAGGGCAUCCUUCACAAAGACCUCAAGUCGAAGAACGUUUUUUACGAUAACGGCAAGGUGGUGAUCACGGACUUUGGCCUCUUCAGCAUCUCAGGAGUGCUGCAGGCGGGCAGGCGAGAGAACAAGCUGCGAAUUCAGAACGGCUGGCUGUGCCACCUCGCGCCGGAGAUCAUCCGGCAGCUCUCGCCCGACACCGAGGAGGACAAGCUGCCCUUCUCCAAGCACUCGGACGUCUUUGCACUUGGCACCAUCUGGUAUGAGCUGCACGCGCGUGAGUGGCCCUUCAAGACGCAGCCGGCAGAGGCCAUCAUCUGGCAGGUGGGACGGGGCAUGAAGCCCAACCUCAGCCAGAUCGGCAUGGGCAAGGAGAUCUCGGACAUUCUGCUCUUCUGCUGGGCCUACGAGCAGGAGGAGCGGCCCUCCUUCACCAAGCUCAUGGACAUGCUGGAGAAGCUGCCCAAGCGCAACCGCCGCCUCUCGCACCCCGGGCACUUCUGGAAGUCGGCAGAGUAA